CGGCGGCACGCGAGACGCCAGCUGCGGGAAGCGGAGGACGACUGAGGUGCCGACCUGAGGUGAUGGAGCCGCGGAAGGUGGAAAAGUUCAGCUCCGCCAACAGGGGAAAUGGGCUGCGCGCCUUGGUGCAGCUGCGCCCCGGAGAGCUGCUCUUCCGCUCGGAUCCCUUGGCGUACACGGUGUGCAAGGGGAGUCGUGGCGUCGUCUGCGACCGCUGCCUCCUCGGGAAGGAAAAACUGAUGCGAUGCUCUCAAUGCCGAGUUGCCAAAUACUGCAGUGCCAAGUGCCAGAAAAAAGCUUGGCAAGACCACAAGCGGGAAUGCAAAUGUCUUAAAAGCUGCAAACCCAGGUAUCCCCCGGAUUCCGUUCGACUUCUUGGCAGAGUUGUUUUCAAACUUAUGGAAGAAACACCCUCUGAAUCGGAGAAACUUUAUUCAUUUUAUGAUCUGGAGUCAAAUAUUAACAAACUGACCGAAGAUAAGAAAGAGGGCCUCAGGCAACUUGUAAUGACAUUUCAACAUUUCACGAGAGAAGAAAUACAGGAUGCUUCUCAGCUGCCACCUUCCUUUGACAUUUUUGAAGCUUUUGCAAAAGUGAUCUGCAACUCCUUCACCGUCUGUAAUGCGGAGAUGCAGGAAGUUGGCGUUGGCCUAUAUCCGAGUAUGUCUUUGCUCAAUCACAGCUGUGACCCCAACUGUUCCAUUGUGUUCAACGGGCCCCACCUCUUGCUGCGAGCAGUCCGAGACAUCGAGGCGGGAGAGGAGCUCACCAUCUGCUACCUGGACAUGCUGAUGACCAGCGAGGAGCGCCGGAAGCAGCUGAGGGACCAGUACUGUUUUGAAUGUGACUGUAUUCGAUGCCAAACCCAAGACAAGGAUGCUGACAUGCUUACUGGUGAUGAGCAAGUAUGGAAGGAAGUUCAAGAAUCGCUGAAAAAAAUUGAGGAACUGAAGGCACAUUGGAAGUGGGAGCAGGUCCUGGCCAUGUGCCAGGCGAUCAUCAGCAGCAACUCGGAACGGCUUCCCGAUAUCAACAUCUACCAGCUGAAGGUGCUCGACUGCGCCAUGGACGCCUGCAUCAACCUGGGUCUGCUGGAGGAGGCCUUGUUCUACGGAAUUCGGACCAUGGAGCCGUACAGGAUCUUCUUCCCAGGAAGCCACCCGGUCAGAGGCGUGCAGGUCAUGAAGGUCGGCAAGCUGCAGCUGCACCAGGGCAUGUUCCCGCAGGCCAUGAAGAACCUGAGGCUGGCUUUUGACAUUAUGAGAGUGACACACGGCAGAGAGCACAGCCUGAUUGAAGACUUGAUCCUCCUCUUAGAAGAAUGUGACGCCCACAUAAGAGCAUCCUAAGGGGCGCAGGCAAAGAUGGCUCAUACCCAUAUCGAAUGCCUGGUGGAGGUCACAUGUGCCGCACUGUUUGUGGGCCUCCCCUCUGGGAAUGCUAGGCUGUGUUUAUGUAGGUAAAUAAGCAGGCAUACCAUGUGCAACCACAAGAAUCAUUAGUUGUAGAGAAGCACAAUAAUAAAUACAAAAAAAUUGGUUGAAAAUGU
Lynx canadensis (Canada lynx) is the source of this 1549-nucleotide messenger RNA. It is a transcript of the gene SMYD3, whose product is annotated as SET and MYND domain containing 3. Gene Ontology annotation, cellular component: nucleus. The record is from RefSeq and is a predicted model, not a curated record. The transcript has 12 exons. Gene Ontology annotation, molecular function: protein binding; histone H4 methyltransferase activity. The coding region runs from base 63 to 1349 and encodes 428 amino acids. Lineage: Eukaryota; Metazoa; Chordata; Mammalia; Carnivora; Felidae.